CUCGAUUCCACCAAACCAUCAUGGAGACCAAGCCGUCGCUGCGGACGAUGGCAUCGAAUGUCCAGGCGUGCCUGGAUGAGAUGCUGCCCGAUCACUUCCGCAAUGCGGCGAGUGGAAGCUUUCAACAGCAUUUGGUGGCGCAAAAGGAAAAGGUGCCUGCACAAAAGGCCACAUGGAAGGGCGGACUCAACUACCUGUUUGAAUCGUUGAAAAUGCACCGCGAGUGGUACGGACGGAACCAACAGUAUGUGCAGCUCAAGAAAGAGGAAAAACGACUCGAAGCCCACGUCGUGACUCUGCGCAGCAUCAUCUCGUCGUCGCUCAGCACGCUCGAGUUGGAAGUCGGGCUGCGCGAAGCCGAGCUUAAGGGCCGCGUCGGUGCGUACAAAGUCAUGUUUGAAGUGUCGCGGGUCGCGUCUGCAUUGAGCCGCCCAACGGUCAAACUCCACGUACACAAGCCCGACGACUCGUCGAUCUCGGUCUUUUGCGACACCUUUGUUUUGGACAUCCAUUUAACGGGCGGCAACGGGGAUGUGCACUCUGCGUCGCUGACGACGGUCGUCAACGAAGUGACCAAGCAGUAUCCCGAGCGCGACGCGGAUCUGUUGAGCUGCCUGCUGGAGCUCAUUUCUGGCCGCAGCGAGCGCUUCACGGAAAAGUUGCGCCGCCUGGUGAAUCGAGCCGAACUCGCGGCCAAGUUUCCGUCCACCAACUUUGACGACCUCGAAGACGACUUGCAGGAGAAGCUCCAGCUCGUGUGUGCAAAGCAAAACCUGUGGACCGUGCGCCGUGGCGUUGACGGCCUGCUUCUGACGUUCCGCGACGGUCUCCAGUGCUUUCCACUGCUCGAUGGAGACGGCGCAUUGUCGCCGCCGCGGAAAAAGGCCAAACACGUCGACGAAGCCGACGGCACCGGCGACGACGCUGCCGCGCCCACGGUGACGUCGGCGCCGUGGACGGAAUGGCAAGGGUGCCUCACGUUUGCCGAGUGGAAAGGCGCGGUCGCGCUGCAUUUUGUGUGCGACACACCGCUCGUCAUGUCUGGCAUUCAGUCGCGGCGCCUGGCGAGCACAAUCUUUGGCAUUGACGACCAGGAGAUGGCGUUCAACGAGCUCGUUCAAGACAUCGUGGGGCAGCACAACACGGGAGCGACGCAUUCUGUCGUACGAUUCCAGCCCCAGCUCCGGUUUGUUCGGGAUGCCAGCACAAACGUCAUCCUGCACCGCGCGCUUCCUGUCGUCCUGGAUGGGUCGCUCGUGACCAAGGAAAUCGUGGGAGGUAUUCAAUUCGCAGCGUUUCCGAUCCCAGUACGUGCUGGUGGCGAACGUGGUCGAGUUUUACCGUUGUCUAGUUGCUUCGAGGCACGGGCGACGUGCUCGGGCAAGUCUUGGCAGUCGUGGGCCACAGCUUGUUUUUCCAUUCAGUCCUGGCGAGCUUUUUUGCAGGCGGCCCGGCGAGAAACUUGUUUGGGCGGCGCGAUCCGGCCACCGACAACAUGGCGUCGAUUCCAACCCACGUGCAAGUCCAAGUCGAAGUGUCCGCGCCAACGUCGAUCGCACUCAAGCUCUCAAGCGAUGCCAUGCCGCGCGAUGCACUCGUGGAAGUGACGACGUACGAAAACUGCACGUUGAACUUGGCGGUGCGCACAACGGCCAAAGGCGCUGCGGAGCCGACGGAAGAGACCAGCACCGACGACACCCAGCAGCUCGCCCUCGCGUGCCACUCGCUCCCUCUCCUCGUAUACUUUGUGUGCCAACCCUUCCUCCUGAGCCAUCGCGAUGCCCUGGCCGCGCCCGCGGCGGCUACGUCCCAUCGACACCACGCGGACACUGUCACCAUGGACAGCGACGACGGCGGAGGCGGUGACGGGAACGAUGACAUGGGGGCCGGCAUGUCGUUGGACGAUGGCAACGACAUCGUGCUCGACGAUGACUCGUUCUUCUGAAGACGGCAGUGCCAUCCGCCAUCAUGUUGUCCUUUAAUUCAUGCCACAAGUCGACCUGCA
Molecule: messenger RNA, 2005 nt
Organism: Aphanomyces invadans
Lineage: Eukaryota; Oomycota; Saprolegniomycetes; Saprolegniales; Verrucalvaceae
Exons: 11
Coding region: 21-1607 (528 amino acids)
Source: RefSeq, a predicted model, not a curated record